AUCUAUUUACUAAAAUCCUGUCCUCUAAGCCAAACAGGUGCGAGUGGGCGUGUCCAGGCGAGUCGCGCCGGGGUAGAAACAGAACCGAGCAGCAGCGGAGUGAGCGGACACGGUUUACUCGAGAAUGGCGGCUGCUGCGUGCAGUACGCAGAGCACACUGAACCCAUGCACUGGCAAACUGCACAGAGAGCAUCUGCGGAAAAGUAAAGAUUCGCGGAGGAGACAAGCUGCGCUUUUGUUUCUCACUAAUAUAUCCUUGGACGGUCGGCCUGUGCGGAACAAUGUGAGCGCAGCGGGCCCAAGUGAUGCCGAGUUUCAGUGCUCUGACAUCGGCGCGACUGUGAGCGAACUGUCCGCUGUGGCGAGUAGCGAUGGGAACUUCCCCAGCCUCUCUGUCCCCAGACUCGGGCUGCUCAACGUCCCGCCCAUCCUGGUUCUGCCGUCGGAUUCUGAGUUCAGUAACGCCGGGAGCACCGAGUUGUUCCUGGAGAGGGAGAGGGGCUCGUUCUCCUCGCAGAGCAAUCUCCUGUCCCCGUGCGGUCUGCAGCCCACUCCGCUCGGAGCGCGGAAGUCUCCGACGCUGCUGUCAGUGCAGAGCUGCGGCUCUUCGCUGGAGUCUCGACCGCGGAGUCGGAACUCAUCUGGCUCUCCUCGUCCACGCUCUGUGAAGAAAGUCCACUUUAUUAAGAACAUGAGGCAGUACGACACCAGGGGCAGCAGGAUCGUGCUUAUCUGCGCCAAAAGGUCUUUGUGUGCCGCCUUCUCUGUGCUGCCUUAUGGAGAGAGCUUCCAUAUCAGUGACCCUCGUCUGGAUGCUCAGCGGCGGAGGCACUCAUCUGGAGGAAUGUCCACAACCCUAGAGAUGCUUCCCGGGCUGGAGGGGGUGGAGCUGGACAUGUACGGCAGGACGGUGUCGUACGCUCAGUUCCUGUACCCCACUAACGCUCUGGACCACCACAAACCUGCAGUGGAUCUCGCUCUACCCAUGCCGUAUUCCAGAAACAGCAUCCCUUGCAGUUAUCCUCCCUCUCGCCUCAACAGCACCGUCGGCCUGGACCUGGAUUCUCAGUAUUUACUGUCAUUCUCUUUGUCCCUCCAACAGACAACAGUAAUAGAGUAUGUCAAACCGUCAGAUCUGAAGAAGGACAUGAAUGAGACCUUUAAGGAAAAAUUCCCCCACAUCAAACUCACACUGAGCAAAAUCAGAAGUUUGAAGAGGGAAAUCCAUUCAGUAGGAGAGGAGUCUUCCUUGCAGCCGGUCACCAUAGCCAUGGCAUUUGUGUACUUUGAGAAGCUGGUCCUACAGGGGCGUCUCAACAAGCAGAACAGGAAGCUGGUGGCGGCCGCGUGCAUUCUACUCGCCGCCAAGAUCAGCAGCGACCUGAAGAAACAAGAGGUCAAGCAACUGAUCGACAAACUAGAGGAGAGGUUCCGGAUUAGCCGUCGAGAGCUGAUUGCUUUAGAGUUCACUAUCUUGGUGGCUCUGGAAAUGGCACUUUACCUACCGGAGAGUAAAGUCAUGCCCCACUACCGCAGACUGGUGCAGCAGACCUGACGUGGGUAGAGCGGAGGGCUCAGGAACGUUGUGAAUAUUCAGAUGAGAUGCGUAACGCAGUCAAAAGUGUGGGACUCUGCGUUCCCUCCAUUGCAGUUUGAGGUAACGGAGCGAAUACAUAUCAACACGAAGCUCUGAGGAAGAACCGACGUUCCAAAUGAUGCUUUAUAUAGCAAUCUGGCAAGCGGCUUUUCUUUUCAUGGCUGUCUGUUUUUGUGACCACCAUGGGAAUACUGCUGAGGAAAACCGCACGGAUCUUCUUUUAUUGAAUUGAGUUAAAACCGAAGGUUUUAAGACUCAAAUGACAAGGGAGAAGCUUUAACUCCUGCCACUUCACUUGUGUGCAUGCAUGUUUGUAACAUUCCGUAUCUAUUUACCAUAAAUAACUUUUAUUUUAGACCUCUACUUUUGUAUAGAACAACCUACCAUUCACUGUAUCACUAAAGCACUUUAAAGCAAACAAAAAACAACAACAACUGUGCAUGUAAACAUUAUGCAAUAAUAAUAUAGUCAUUAGCACAGAUCACAUAAUAUACUGUAUAUGCACUUACUUUAGUGUUAUUGAGUAACUGACUAAAUUUACCUUAGUAUUCAGACCUAAUAUGUUCACUGUCGUUGAUAAGGCUUGAUUAUACUGUGAAGAGUGCUCUAUAUUAGAGCUGAUUUCAAGGAAAGCACAUUUUCAGUGCGGCCGGUAUUCUCACUUUUUCUUUUUUUAUAGAAUUUUUAAAAAAAAUCCUCUUUUAAAUUCCGCAGAAGAAAGUCAUGAUGCAAAUGUGUAAAAGAUGACAGGUUUUUUAUUUUUAGGUGAACUAUUCUUAUAAGACACAUGGUAUUAAUGUAUGUGCACACU
This is a messenger RNA of Sinocyclocheilus grahami, 2408 nucleotides long. RefSeq names its product CDK5 and ABL1 enzyme substrate 2-like. The record is from RefSeq and is a predicted model, not a curated record. Bases 125 to 1555 code for a protein of 476 amino acids. Gene Ontology annotation, biological process: regulation of cell cycle. The transcript is spliced from 8 exons. Lineage: Eukaryota; Metazoa; Chordata; Actinopteri; Cypriniformes; Cyprinidae.